Histoplasma capsulatum G186AR is the source of this 753-nucleotide messenger RNA. RefSeq names its product GTPase inhibitor. The transcript has a single exon. NCBI's taxonomy places the organism in Eukaryota, Fungi, Ascomycota, Eurotiomycetes, Onygenales, Ajellomycetaceae. Bases 1 to 753 code for a protein of 250 amino acids. The record is from RefSeq and is a predicted model, not a curated record. Gene Ontology annotation, cellular component: cytoplasm.
AUGCCACCCCGCAACCACGACCUCCCCUCCGAUGAAGAUGACAACGACGCCCUCUUCGCCGCCCUCGAAAGAGAAGAAGAUAACCCCUCUUACAAAGCCCAGCGCAUCGAACAGCUGCAAUCAGAACUAGCGGCCCGCGCCCAACAGCAACAAGAACAACAUCAAAAGAACAGCAGCAGCAACAGCAACAAACUCGACGAUAAUAAUAACGCCACAACUUUCCAAAACACCCUCGUCCCCACACUCCCAUCCGACCAAUCCCUCCUCGACUUCACAACCCGCCACCCCCGCUGCGUCAUCCACUUCUCCCACCCGGACUUUGCGCGCUGCGCUGUGAUGGACAGACACAUCCACGCCCUCGCAGGCCUCCAUCACGAGACCCGCUUCGCGACCGUGGAUGUUCGCAGGAUACCAUUUGUCGUGGAGAAGCUAAAGGUGAAGGUGCUGCCGUGCGUGAUUGGGUUUGUGGACGGGGUGGGUGUGGAGAGGAUUGUGGGGUUUGAGGGGCUGGGGUACGGCGGGCGGCACGACGCUGAUGAGGAGUUUCGGUCGGGAGAGCUGGAGAGGAGGUUGUUGCGGCGGGGUUGCUUGGUUAAGCGGCGGAUUGGGGAAGGGGAUGAGGUUGGGAGUGACAUUGAUGGGGAGGAGGAGGAGGAAGUUCGGAGGGAACGGGGUGGAAGAGGGAUCAGGGGUGGGGUGAGGAGGGGUCGGGAGGUUGGUGAUGACGAUGAUGGCGAUGAUGAUUGGGAUUGA